UUUGACAAUUGACAUUUUAAUCAUUUCACACAAACAAAAUUAUUUUUGCGUUAGGAAUUUAUUUUUAUUGUAUUUCAUUUCCAAGAAUCGCUACGAAAUGAAAGUGCCCCAAAAUCAAACGCUAUAGGACAAGUAAAUUGUGGCGAGCGACGAAAAAGAGUGACAAAAUGAUAGGUUUGAACGCUGUGCCAUUGAGUGCACUCAGUGGCGAAUCUCGAAAUUUGCUAUCUGAACGUUUAAAUCCAAGAAAAGUGCUGCCUAUUCGUAGCCACGAUGGAAUAACUAGACACAGAGAUUGGCGAGGCGUUGCAUCCCUUGUACCCAUAUCCGCAGAAGUAGCGGCCAGCAUCAAUGGGGUUCAGGACCAAAUGAGCAAAGUCUUGGGCAUAUGGAUAAGCAAAAACGAUGGAACAGCAAACUUUAGCCGUCUGUUGGAUAUUCUACAGUUGUUGGACAGAUAUGAUGUAUGUGAAGACUUGUUAGAACUGGCACGGGACAACAGACUUUUCAAACAAGAGAAUCACAAUGACAAUAAUCAGAUAGUGAUUGCAAUUGAUGGGUCUGAUGAGAACAUAAUCACAUAUGACGACAAACUGUUUGGGACUCCUCAACGGUACCAUGCAUAUGUGUUGUACGCUAAAGAGGACAAGAUCUUUGUUGAAGAGCUACUUACAAGGAUGAGGAGUGAAGGGUUUAAGCUGUGCACGGAAGAAGAUUUGCUGCCGGGCCACGCGACGGAAUUCGAGCCGGUAUCGAGGCUCAUAUCGGAGCGUUGUCGCUACAUUGUGUUGGUGUACUCGCCAGACUUCCUCCUGAGUCCCGCCAUUGCGUUCUACAUGAACCUCGCGCAGGCCGACGCUAUCAACAAGAAGCAGAGCAAGAUAAUCCCUCUCAUGUACCGCGAGUGUGUGCUGCCGCGUCACCUGGCGUACUACCACAACCUGCGCUACCCGCACCCGCAGAAUGGCCUACGACCCCCGUACAACUUUUGGGAGCGCCUGUCCAACUCGCUGCGUAUCGUCGACCGACCCAGAUCAAACAGCACAGAAACAACACAUUCAAAAAUAAAAAUAGUUGAAGAAUCAAACACGCAGAACAUGUCAAAUGGGUAUCAAGUGUCACAAGCGAACGGGUACAAGAACCACCUGGCCCUCCCGGAGAUACCCAAGGAAUCAUCCUCUCUGAUAGACCUGCGCUCAACACAUAUAGAGAUACCUUCCAUACAUUCCUUCGAAACUAAAUCCUUGAGCAGUUCCAGCACGAGUGAGGUCAAGAAGAAGAAAUAUGGAGCCAUCAGGAAGUUCAUCAACACUUUUCGGGGAAAGAAAGAGAAGAAGGCGAUUGCUGUAGAAAAUUAAACCGAAAAUCGCAAACAGGAAGUGAACGAAUUUGUGCCCGUAAUUUUUUUAAUUAAUAAAAUAGCGAGCAAACUAGCAGGCGGGUCACCUGAUGUUAAGUGAUUACCGUCGCCGAUGAACAUUUGCACCAAAGGUACCGCAGAUACGUUGCCGGCCUUUCAGGAAUUUUUCAUAUGAAAAUAUUAUUUUUAAGUAAUCAUCUUCAUGACCCGAAGAGCGAUCCUCUAGAAUGAAGAAGGUUUUAAGCCAUAGUCCACUAUGCUGAUCUAGUGCGGGUUGGCAGACUUCACACAUUCUGGAGAACUCUCAGGCAUGCAUGGUUCAUCACGAUGUUUUCCUACACUGUUAAAGUAAAAGAGUAAAGUAACAAGUGUAUUUACCCUUAAGUUAAUAACUAUUUUAAGGCAUACUCAUAAUAAUUGUAAUUUAAAUUGCUCAGAACAACGAUUUCGGCACCUUCUUUCAUUAAAGUAAGUAUAUUAUGUAAAGUUAGGUCUAAAAUCUAGAUUAGGGUUGACCUUCACACAUCUGUUAACCACAUUAAAGUAUUCUUUUAUAUUUUUAUGCCAAGAAGUAACAAUUAAGGUCGACUAUAUUCGAAAUUUUGUAACUAUUUAUCUGUUGAUAAUAUUACAGAUAUACAAUUAUUAUGGUUAUAGAAAUAGUAAAAGAAAGAUAAUUUCAAAUAAACUUUUACAAGUACUAUACCAUAAUAGGAAUAUCCAUUAAUGAAUAAAAUAUAGUAUAAGAACAAAAAAUACUUUUAAUUUUAAACUUGAUUGUCUGUGGUAAUCAGGGCAUGACAUUGAUAAGUAGUCUGUUCUUUUAGUUUCUGACACCAAUAAAAUAAGUAUGGUAGUUUCUCAAAGAAAACCUACUGUUUGCAAAAUGUUUCUUUGAAAUAAAGUUAGAAUUUUCUAGGAGAACAGACUAUAUAACUCAUACCAGUAAAAAAACAAAUCGAAAAUAGCUGCAUAAAUAAUUCCCUUUCACUUACACAUUGUAACUUGUAUAAUGUGUGAGUGAGACGGAAUGAUUAGCGCUGCUGUUUCGAUUCUUUUUUCUUUAUUGGCACGAGUAUUACGCGGGUUCUUGUUCCGUCGCGUCUAUCGAAAACUAGUUUUUAAGUUUUUUUUGAAUGGUUCUUAUUCGGUUGUAUAAAACCAAAAUGUAAACUAAAAAAACACAGAUCUAAAAUGAGUGCCAUACUUUUCACAAUGCAUUAUGUGAAAGAGUAGGACACUAUUUUCAAAAAAAACGAAAUUAACAGGUUUAAUUGAAGAGCUCUUGGAACUCAAAAUAUGAUGAAUCGCUUUCGAUCAAAGGGUCAAUAGAAUAAAAUUAAGAUAUUUUUAUGUUAGAUUUUUUUUAAAGAUUCGAUUUACAAUUUUAUAACUAAGCCAUGUAUAAAAGUAUUUGCAGACCCGUGCAUCAAUACACAAGAAAAAUCGGUCAGGUGCGAGUCGGCCUCGCACACAGAGGGUUCCGUAGAGUUCCUUUUUUCCUUUUGAGAUAAGGAAUCCUAAAAAUUGGCUCAAGUCACUUGAGGCUAUCGAAAGUGCCUUGUGCUGAUUGGACACUGCCAAAAACCAUAAAUCAAGAGAAGAAACCUGUCAAUUUAGAUUGGUCCAGAGAUUUGUAUACAACCGAUUUAGCACCAUGAUGUAAUUAAAAUGUAUAUAAUAUUUUUAUAUAAGUAGUUCAUGAGUUCUCAAACAAGACGCAAGGUUACCUAUUGAUUUUUUAGAAAUCUAAAAAUACCACAAAGAAUUUAUCCAAGGUGCUUCCAAACAGGCAAUAUAACGUUCAAAUUGUUUACUAUUGUAAACAGUAUUUUGUUGAUUCUAUGUUUUGUAUAAGACGUACUGUUUUAUAGGCUGUUAAAUUUUAAAGACUUACAAAAUGAAAUUAUUAUGUUAAAUAUUUUAAUAAAAUCUUGUCAGAAUUA
Molecule: messenger RNA, 3306 nt
Organism: Maniola jurtina (meadow brown)
Lineage: Eukaryota; Metazoa; Arthropoda; Insecta; Lepidoptera; Nymphalidae
Product: myeloid differentiation primary response protein MyD88-like
Exons: 6
Coding region: 168-1358 (396 amino acids)
Biological process (GO): MyD88-dependent toll-like receptor signaling pathway; positive regulation of canonical NF-kappaB signal transduction; defense response to Gram-positive bacterium
Cellular component (GO): plasma membrane
Molecular function (GO): TIR domain binding; Toll-like receptor binding
Source: RefSeq, a predicted model, not a curated record